Limanda limanda (common dab) is the source of this 5622-nucleotide messenger RNA. RefSeq names its product HECT domain and ankyrin repeat containing E3 ubiquitin protein ligase 1 (gene hace1). Bases 209 to 2923 code for a protein of 904 amino acids. NCBI's taxonomy places the organism in Eukaryota, Metazoa, Chordata, Actinopteri, Pleuronectiformes, Pleuronectidae. Gene Ontology annotation, biological process: proteasome-mediated ubiquitin-dependent protein catabolic process; positive regulation of protein catabolic process; protein polyubiquitination. Gene Ontology annotation, molecular function: protein binding; ubiquitin-protein transferase activity. The transcript is spliced from 24 exons. The record is from RefSeq and is a predicted model, not a curated record. Gene Ontology annotation, cellular component: nucleus.
GGCUUGGCCAGUCGCUGUAGGUGAGCGAGCAGAGCAGUGAGGUAAUAGGACAAAAAUGAGUGUUGAGUAAAUUACCGUCCGUCGGAGACACGGUUCCUCUUCUGCCAGCGCCCAUGGGCGAGGCCCGGGAGCGACCCCGACACGUGAGACCCACUGAACCCGACGGAGAGGCGCUGUUCCUGAGCUUCUUCCCGGUGGACGUUCACAUAUGAUGGAACGGGCGAUGGAGCAGCUCAACGUACAGCUCAGCCGGCUGACUCGGUCCCUCCGCCGGGCCAGGACAGUGGAACUCCCGGAAGACAAUGAAACUGCUGUGUACACUCUUAUGCCAAUGGUCAUGGCUGACCAGCACAGGUCAGUGUCAGAGCUGCUGCUCAACUCCAAGUUUGAUGUGAACUACGCUUUUGGACGUGUAAAGAGAAGUCUGUUGCACAUCGCUGCCAACUGUGGGUCAGUGGAAUGUCUGGUUCUGCUGCUAAAGAGAGGAGCCAACCCAAACUACCAGGACAUCUCCGGCUGUACCCCUCUGCAUCUCGCCGCUAGGAAUGGACAGAAGAAGUGCAUGGGCAAACUAUUGGAAUUUAAUGCUGAUGUCAACAUCUGCAACAAUGAGGGACUAACUGCUAUCCACUGGCUGGCAGUGAACGGGCGGACGGAGCUCCUCCAUGAUCUGGUCCAGCAUGUGACCAAUGUGGAUGUGGAGGAUGCCAUGGGACAGACAGCACUACAUGUAGCCUGUCAGAAUGGACACAAAACAACGGUGGUGUGCCUUCUGGACAGCGGAGCUGACAUCAACAGGCCAAACGUCUCUGGAGCCACGCCUCUUUACUUUGCCUGCAGCCAUGGCCAAAGAGACACAGCACUGAUCCUGCUCUCUCGAAGUGCCAAAUACCUGGCUGACAAGAAUGGAAUCACUCCUCUGGAUCUCUGUGUGCAGGGUGGAUAUGGGGAGACCUGUGAGAUCCUCAUCCAACAUCACGGCCGACUCUUCCAGACCCUCAUCCAGAUGACACAGAAUGAUGAGAUUAAAGAGAGCAUGCUCAGGCAGGUUCUGGAGCAUGUCUCUCAGCAGAGUGACAGUCACUACCACAGGAUCUUGACUAGUCUCGCUGAAGUGGGGACCACCAAUGGACACAAACUUCUCAGCCUGUCCAGUAGUUUCGAAGCUCAGAUGAAGAGCCUGCUGAGAAUCGUUCGUAUAUUCUGCCACGUGUUCUGCAUCGGGCCUUCGUCACCCAACAACGGCAACGACAUGUGCUACAAUGGCAACAAGACGCCCCGCAGCCAGGUCUUUAAGCCGUUGGAGCUGCUGUGGCACUCCCUGGAUGAGUGGCUAGUGCUCAUCUCCACAGAGCUGGACAGGAACAGGAAGAACCCAUCCUCCUCCUCCUCCGGGAGCGAGAUAGCCUCUCUGCUCCUCAAACAGCGGGAGGUUGACAACUCUGGCGCUGCACCAAAGCUUCCUUCCUUGCUGGACCCUCAGAACGUCAUGGAAACAGAGGUCUACGCUGACGGGGAGGACGUCAUCUCCAUGACAGCCCAUCGGCUCAGUGCUGUGAUCCAGGCCUUCUACAUGUGCUGUUCCUGUCAGAUGCCACAAGGAAUGACGUCCCCUCGCUUCAUUGAAUUUGUCUGCAAGCAUGACAACGUGCUCAAGUGUUUUGUCACCAGGAAUCCAAAGAUCAUCUUUAACCACUUCCACUUCCUCCUGGAGUGUCCAGAGAUAAUGUCACGCUUCAUGCAUAUAAUUAAGGGGCAGCCCUUCAAGGAUCGCUGUGAGUGGUUCUACGAGCAUCUGCUGGCCGGCCAGCCAGACUCAGACAUGGUUCAUCGUCCGGUCAACGAGAACGACAUCCUCCUCAUCCACAGAGACUCCAUAUUCAGGAGCAGCUGUGAGAUGGUUGCCAAGUCCACCAACGAGAAACUCAAACAGGGCAUUGCUGUUCGCUUCCACGGCGAGGAGGGCAUGGGUCAGGGUGUGGUUCGGGAGUGGUUCGACAUCCUGUCCAAUGAGAUCAUCAACCCAGACUAUGCUCUGUUCACUCAGUCAGCUGAUGGAACCACUUUUCAGCCCAACAGCAACUCCUCAGUGAACCCAGACCAUCUGAACUACUUCCGGUUUGCAGGUCAUGUCCUGGGUUUGGCUAUGUACCAUCGACAGCUGGUGAACAUCUACUUUACCCGCUCCUUCUACAAACACAUACUGGGUAUCCCAGUGAGCUACCAGGAUGUAUCAUCCAUAGAUCCAGAGUACGCUAAGAACCUGCAGUGGAUCCUGGACAACGACAUCAGUGAUCUGGGUCUGGAGCUCACCUUCUCUGUGGAGACAGACGUGUUCGGGGCGAUGGAGGAAGUGCCGCUCAAACCUGGAGGGACAAGCAUCCUGGUCACCCAGGACAACAAGGAAGAGUACGUGCAGCUGGUAACGGAGCUGAGGAUGACCCGAGCCAUCCAGCCUCAGAUAAACGCCUUCCUACAAGGAUUCCACACUUUCAUCCUCGCCUCACUCGUCCAGCUUUUCGACGAAUACGAAUUGGAGCUCCUGCUGUCAGGGAUGCCGGAGAUCGAUGUGCAGGAUUGGUACAAGAACACUGAGUACACUAGUGGCUACGACCCCCAGGAGCCCGUCAUCCAGUGGUUCUGGGAGGUGGUGAAGAGCCUGACCCAGGAGGAACGAGUUCUUAUGCUUCAGUUUGUCACUGGAAGUUCCAGGGUUCCUCAUGGCGGUUUUGCUUACCUGAUGGGCGGCAGCGGUUUACAAAAGUUCACCAUUUCUGCAGUGGCGUUCACCUCCAACCUUCUACCUACCGCUAGUACCUGUAUCAACAUGCUGAAACUACCAGAAUACCCGAGUCAGGAGGUUCUGAGAGACCGGCUGCUCGUAGCUCUGCAUUGUGGGAGCUAUGGCUACACCAUGGCGUAAACACCACAUCAGUUCCUGCUACCAUGAGAGGCUGCAGACCCAAGCAACAAUCCCACCUCCACACACUUUCAUUUAGUUGUCAGGUACUGCUUUUGACAAAAAAAAAAGGAAAUCCAGAUUCCUAUUGAUGAGCUGCUGGACAGGCACAACAGACUGAAUAGAGGCCACAGGUUCUGGAGCUCCACUCAUACCUGUGCCUUAACUCUUUUUUUUGUUUUUAUUCAAGCUGGUUUCAGGUAAUUUAUGCAAAUAAUGAUUUGAUAUCUUCAAAUUUCACUAUUUUCAAGCAUUUAUGAAAAACAGCAUUUAUAAAAUGAACUCUACGUAAAACACAGGCUAAAGCAUAUUCAUGCAGGCUUACUGAAUGUCAAAUAUUGACUGAGUUUAAGUUGAUUUCCAUAUGGAUACAGGAUAGAAUUGAUCAGCUUUAAACAUGCUGUCAAUCAAACUAUCAUAUUCAUAUCAUAGGUUUACAGUGCAGAUCUAUUUAAAGGGCCUUUCCCAGGCCCACAGACCAGCAACCUGGUAUACUAAGAUUUUAGUUAGUUUAGUUUUUAAGAUUUUUAUUUAUUUUUAAGUCUCCAUUUCCCUGUUUUAAUAAUCCUUUCAUUUGGUUUAAAUAAACAAUCCAAGCUUCUCAGCUGCCAAUGGGAACACUGGGUGUGCUGCUUUACCAGCCUCCACUCUUCUGCUUUCACAUCCUUGGCAGCAGGGAUUUUCUACCAUUCAGCCACAAGUUACAAGAGCAUUAGGGCAGCCCAACACUGAUGUUGGGUGAUAAGACCGUGCUGGCAGCCGGUAUUCCUGUUCCCCUCCAAGGUAUUGGGGGUAGUAGACGUCAGGGCUCUGUGCAAACUGGGAAAACUGGCUGUGUGCAGCAACAAAGAGCCACAAACAAAUGGUUUACCCAAAAGGGAAGACUACUAUUAUUAUGAUGUGUGGUAUUAAUAUGUAUCCUCAAUAAAAAAGAAGGGCCCCAAACUAGUAGAAAUACACCUAGUUUAAAUGGACACCCAAGUACUGUAUUUGAGCUGUGGUGUCAAAAUACUUUUGACCAUAAAGUGUUUGUAAAAUGCAGUAUUCAAGUGCAAAUAAUGAUAAUACAAAUAAAGCAAUAACAGGGGUCAGGAAUCUUACAUUAAGGUAAAAUAAAAGUUUACACUGAAUUAUGUUGCAAAUACCUUAGUAUUUGUAAUAUCCUUGCUACGGUCCUUUGCAGAUACACACAGAUACUACAUCAAUAACAAUACAGAUACACACAGAUAUUCGACCGAUUACAAUGCAGCAAACAUGUGUUGGUGUUGUGAAGUUGGUAAAAAUAGAUGUCCAUUGGAGAAUACCGAUGUAGGGGGCGCUAACACUGCAGGAUAAUAGUAAGUGUAAUAUUUAUUCCGUUUGGGUUAUUAAAAAGUUACCUAUUAAAAUUAAAGCCAAGGAUAAAUAUUAUUAAUUUCUCAGAAAAAUAAGUAUGCAGAAGAUAAACUGAAUAUAUAAUUCAUUGAGGUGAGGCUAUUGAGGAUACUGUAUGAUCGAGGUGUUCUGUGUGAACACUCCCUAAGUAUAAAAGGUAUGUGUCAUGUGUUCAACUCUGAACUUCUUCACUUUCUUUCGUCUGUAUUUGUGCUUCAUGAACAGCAGUUUCCUUUAGUGAUGGUUUAUUGUUUGUAUCUUUCCCAGUCGAGUAGACUCUUAAAUGAGGAAUGAUACAACAUAUCUGAACAUGUUUGGCCUGCAUUGCCAAAAAGACAAAGCUGGAAUCAUUUUAAAUGUUAUUUUUUUGUAUUCUGCCGACACAAAGAUGCUGAAAAUGUGCUGUAUUUCUAAAAGGAAUGGGGACAACGUCAUAAAUGUAUCAGGUAGCUUAGUUUUCCUUCUUUCCAUUUGUAAAGGGAGUAUAUUGAUUUAAAACAUACAAUCCCAUUAUCCAGCAGUAUUGUUUUGAAUGGAUCAUCUACAAGCCUUUGUAUACUGAUAUACAUUUAUACAAACUUCUGUAAAUAUCUUCAGUAUCAAAUUAUGUGGUUUGUCAGAGUAAGUUUUUUGUGCUUUGAGAUUUUAUCCAAUAAACCUUGUUUUGAGAAGCCAGGUGAUUUGGUGGCGAGCUGCACAGGAGAACGUGUUUCAUGUUUCUGCUGCGAUGAAACAAAAGGGAGAUGGUAAGAGUGAGGAGAGGCUGCAUGUAGCUGAUGCAUGCAGCCCAUUGGUGUUUGUGUGUGUGUGUGUGCACAUAGUGUGUUUGCCUGCAUAGACAUAUGUGGCCACAGCAUGAGUGCUGUGCUGGGUCACCAGUUUAGAGCAGCAGGUCUACUGCUGCUAAAUGGCCCUUAACCAGUGUUUAGUGAGUCCAACAUCUGCUGCAGCACCGUUCUGACAGCAGUUUACAUUCACUAAGACCUCUGCCUCUCUCCUCACCCCUGUACAGGAUCAGACUGGAACUGAUGCCACACCACAAGACAACAUUGCCGGCCGGGUCCAAUCAAUUUAAAAACCUAUUAGAAUAUUAUUAAGAGCUCUAUAUAAAGCAUUUAUGCAAGCAAAUAAUGCCAGAUUAUAAAUGUGUAUAUGUAUAUAAGAUAUACGAUAUACAGAGAGAUGGUAGAAUGUUUAAUGUUUGUGUGAAAAUGUGUCAGAGAUCAGGUAAAAAUACAAAUUAAUUGCACUUUUACAGUGUUAACAAGGAUAUGUAGAAAUUAUCAUAA